AAUCAAUUUCUGUUUGACUUAAUGUCCUUUCCAGAAACCCCACUCAACACAAAUCACUUAAGCUUUAAUCAGCGUUCCAUAAACAGUUCAAUGGCACGACUCCAGUAGACUCUGGAUGUUGUGAAAUCUAAGCUUCCCUAUUACAGAGUAGAAACCUCCCCUUUUCUCUGAACUUUGCCUUUUAAACAAAACAGGUGAGAAUUGAGAUUUAUUUGUGUGGAGGAAAUUAAAGCCAUGGCUAUAUUUUCAUUUCUAUCCCCAGUUUUUAUUGCUGUGAUCUGUCUUUUAAUUGUAUUCAUUCUGCAAAAUAAGCGAGGCAAUGAGAAAGUAAAAAAAGGCAAAGAAAAGAUUAACAAAGAAUCACGUCCAUGGGUGGAUGAAGACCUUCAAGACAGCACAGAACUUCCAGCAGAGGAGGAUGGGAAAGAUGAAGGCAUGGAUGAAGAAGACAUCUCGCAUGUUCCCUUUAGCCCACUGCGUUAUGAUCCACAGGAUAUGGUGAAGAGGUCAAAAGAAUUUUAUGAAACGCUUAACCAAAGGAGAUCUGUGAGGUUUAUCAGCAAUGAAACUGUUCCAAGAGAAGUCAUUGACAACAUCAUCAGAGCAGCAGGAACGUCUCCAAGUGGGGCUCACACUGAACCCUGGACAUUUGUUGUUGUCCAAGAUCCAGAGGUAAAGCACAGGAUUCGAGAAAUAAUUGAAGAAGAGGAAGAGAUAAACUACAGAAAAAGAAUGGGGGACAAAUGGGUUACUGAUCUGAAAAGAUUAAGAACAAACUGGGUAAAAGAAUAUCUAGACACAGCUCCCUAUUUGAUCUUAAUCUUUAAACAAGUAUAUGGAAUACUUUCUAGUGACAGAAAGAAGACUCAUUAUUACAAUGAGAUCAGUGUGUCAAUUGCUUGUGGAAUACUCCUGGCAGCCAUUCAGCAUGCAGGUUUAGUGACUGUAACUACUACUCCUUUGAACUGUGGUCCUCGACUCAGGGUACUACUUGAACGCCCGGUAAACGAAAAACUCCUCAUGCUUCUACCUGUCGGCUAUCCAAGCAAGGAUGCCACUGUGCCAGAUUUAAAGCGGAAGCCUUUGGAAGAUAUUAUGGUGGUCAUUUAGAUAAUGAACCCAUCCAGACUUGCCAUGAAGGCAUGAAGUCCAGAUUCAUUUUACAAUUAAUAAAUAAAUACAUCAUUCAUA
Rana temporaria (common frog) is the source of this 1191-nucleotide messenger RNA. It is a transcript of the gene IYD, whose product is annotated as iodotyrosine deiodinase. The transcript is spliced from 5 exons. The record is from RefSeq and is a predicted model, not a curated record. NCBI's taxonomy places the organism in Eukaryota, Metazoa, Chordata, Amphibia, Anura, Ranidae. The coding region runs from base 235 to 1110 and encodes 291 amino acids. Gene Ontology annotation, molecular function: oxidoreductase activity.